Messenger RNA from Formica exsecta, 1194 nucleotides. RefSeq names its product odorant receptor 10a-like. Gene Ontology annotation, molecular function: odorant binding; olfactory receptor activity. Lineage: Eukaryota; Metazoa; Arthropoda; Insecta; Hymenoptera; Formicidae. Gene Ontology annotation, biological process: sensory perception of smell; detection of chemical stimulus involved in sensory perception of smell. The coding region runs from base 1 to 1194 and encodes 397 amino acids. The record is from RefSeq and is a predicted model, not a curated record. Gene Ontology annotation, cellular component: plasma membrane. The transcript has 3 exons.
AUGGGGCUUAUACAGUGGAAUGCUGAAACUGGGUAUGUCUUGACGCUUUAUAAAUAUCUUCUUGGUAUACUUGGACUUUGGGUAUUGGAUGAAGAAAAUGUAUUCUCGAGGAUUCGAUGGUUCAUGUCGACAAUGGUGGAACUGACUGCAACGAUCAGUCUGUCACUGGAAGUGAUUCGACAUUGUCACGGUUACGAGGACGCUUUUGACGCUUUUCUAUCGGCCUCUUCAUCUGUGAUUAGCAUGUCGAAACUGCUCUUGCAUCGCGUGAAUUGGAGAGACAAGUUGAUUCUGGUGCAAGCCAUCAUCCAUGAUUGGACUUUUGUCGAGAAUCCUCACUCGCGCGAUAUAAUGCUGAAGUAUGCGCGCACAGGUAGAUUCGGCUCUUUGAUAUUCUUUUAUCUCGGUUGCGCCUCCUGCGUGUUUCUCUUCUCGCCCUUUAUAUUCGCCAAUCUCGAUCUAUCUUGGAUUUCCUUGGAAAAGCAGACUUACAAUAAAACGAACGAAAGAAGAUUGCUUUUAGCGGCCUAUUGCGUCUUCGAAACAUAUACAUCCUUCGCUUACGGCUUCGUUGAAGUCCUGCAGGCGUUACAAAUCCUCGUCAACUGCAUCUCGCAGUGCGGAAACGACGGAUUUUUCUUUGAUCUUACGAUGCAUGUGUGUGGACAAUUCGAGGUUCUUAGGACGGACUUCGCUGAAAUAAGUAGCGAACAAUCGCUUUCCCACAAUAAACUUGGCAUCCUGUUGAAGAGACAUCACCGUCUCAUAAGUCUAGCGCAUCAUCUGCAAAAAGCAUACAGCUUAGUCAUCUUGUCGCAGCUUUUAAUGAGCGUCAUGCUCUUAUGCGUCGAAGGUUUUCAAUUAAUUCUCACGCUGUCUAUGCACAAUACGUUUGCUGCUAUGAAACACCUCCUUUUCAUCGUCGUGCUGCUGGUACAACUUUUUAUCUACUGCUUUGCCGGUCAAACGUUGGAAUUUCAAUCGCAAGGACUUGCCUACGCCAUUUACGAGACACCGUGGUAUAAUUUUAACAUUAGCGUGAUGAAAGAUUUGCCACUGAUGAUACUUCGGACAACUAAUCCUCAUCGGUUAACUGCAGGAAAAUUUUUAGCGAUAAAUUUCGAGAGUUUUAAAGAGAUUGUAAAGACUUCCGCCUCGUAUCUGUCCGUGUUACGAGUGAUGCUAGACACGUAA